Mycosarcoma maydis (corn smut) is the source of this 1071-nucleotide messenger RNA. Its product is annotated as putative Major allergen Mal f 1 precursor. The transcript has a single exon. The record is from RefSeq and is a predicted model, not a curated record. The coding region runs from base 1 to 1071 and encodes 356 amino acids. NCBI's taxonomy places the organism in Eukaryota, Fungi, Basidiomycota, Ustilaginomycetes, Ustilaginales.
AUGAAGCUGAACGUUGUCACAAGCGCUGUCGCUCUGGCGGCGGUGUCUUGCAGCUGCAUCAAUGCGGUGACUCUUCCUCUCAAGUCUCGUGCACCUGUUCCGGACGUCUACAAGAUAACCGUCAAGAAUCUGUAUCCUGAGGACACGGUGUUUGACAAGGCGCGCAACCUCUUCUACCAGUCGAACCUAUGGAAAGGUCGCAUUUCGGUAUGGAGCGUCAACGAUAAUUCUCACUUUAACGUUCUCGUCCCUGGUGUUUCCAGUGAUGGUGAUGGAGACCAACAGAUGGCAGGAUUGUCUAUCAAUGGUGCAGGCGACAAGCUGUUCGCGGUUGCUAAGAACUCGGCUGCUUUCCGAUUUGGCCCAGGUCAACGAGCUGACGGAGCCGACUCUUUCCACCGAUUCAACUUACCGGUGAAUGCCAAUAGUGCUCCUGUAUGGAGUAUCAGUCUGAACAUGGUGCAGACACAAUUCCAGCUGGAACGUGGCACGCUGCCGUUUGGUCCGGUCGACUCAGCACAGGAUGCACAGGACAACUCGUACGUUGUAUUUGCACUGGGCAUGGCUGCUAUCGCCAAGGUUUCUGCUGAUGGUCUAUCUGUCAUUCCCUGGUUCGCUGAAGAGUCGAAUGGCAGUCAACGACCAGGAUACACAGGAAUCGCGUACAUUCCCGAAGACAAUGUUCUGGUCGCAUUUGGUGGACCUCGUGUUCUGACCGCUUUCGACCUGAAUAGCGCUACGCCUACCGCUAUUCCGGUUCAAAUGUUGGGAGUCAACUUUGGAGAUCUGGAUGGAACCGAAAAGCUGCAUGCUAUCAAGGUGAACGGCAAGAGCAACUUGUUCGGUGCCAAAGCACCCAAUGCCUACCGCUUCCAGUCAAACGAUCGAUGGCGUACGGCAAGCGUCCGCUCUUGGACGCGAAACGAGUUCCAGACCAACUCGCUGACCGUUGUCACUGAUGCCAGCUUUAACGGUGAGCAACAGAUCUAUGGCGGUGGCGCUUACUUUGGCGAGGGUGCAAAGGGCGGCAGGUCUCAAUUCCCGCUGUACAGGAUCUACGAUCUGAUCUGA